UGUCUUUCCAAAAUUAUAGAACUAUUUCACCGGAACUGAAUCACUGAGUUCUCGUGCUGACGCUCUCGAGUCUGAACCCAUCUCCCUCUCUUCCUAUCCCUGUCUCUCUCACUCUUUCUUUCAGACAUUCACGGCAAACUCUAUCAUAUUCUUCACCUAAACAGCAGCCAGAAUGAAUAGUUUCAUAAGAUUAUUUUGCAGGCUCAAUCUAGCCAUUCAGGAAAAUGUACGUGCCCAUGAAAAUUUGAUUGUUUCCUCUAUUGGGUGUUCGUGAAAAUGCCUAUGAGAACCAUUUGAUUGUCUUUCCUUGAUGAAAUCUACCCCUUUCUUUGUUUGCUUCUUCAUAUCUAUGGUCUGCUUGGAUUUUCCUUGUUCAGUGCAGGUGAAGCUGCUAUUAUAUGCGUUACAAAAGAUUGUAUCCAAUAAGUCAGAGUGCUGUAUAUGAUCAAAAUAGCAGGUUGAUAUUUCAGACACUUGACAAAGGUCUGUUCUUGGAGGAAAAGAGACAUGCUAAGUUGAGUGCAAUGAUCAGUAAAAGAUUUUUCCGGAGGUUGGGUUGUUGCUAUUGUAGCCUGUACUCUCAGCCUUCCCUUCUUUAUCACUUCCGAAACUUCUCUCUUUGGUCAAUGAAGAAAGACCUAGUUCUUGAAUCAGCCCUUUCACGAAAUCGUCGUUGGAUAGUCAAUAAUCAGAUUAAAAACAUAAUACUUAGAUACCCAAACCAGGUGACACCUUUGAAGCAUCUUCAGAAGAAGUUUAAGACUCUUGAUCUUCAAGGCAAAGCUCUCAAUUGGCUCAGGAAGUAUCCCUGUUGCUUUGAAGUUUAUCUUGAGAACGAUGAGUAUCAUUGUAGAUUAACAAAGCGGAUGAUGCAUUUGGUUGAAGAGGAAGAAUCAGUAAAAGAUAUGCAGGAGCCAGUAUUUGUGCAGAAAUUGGCAAAGUUGUUAAUGAUAAGUAUGAAUCAGAGGCUUAAUGUUAUGAAACUUAACGAGUUAAAACACAGUUUUGGAUUUCCAGAUGACUAUGUCAUUAGAAUCUUACCUAAGUACCCAGAUAUGUUUCGACUUGUUAAUAGUAGUUGGAGGAAGAGUUCAAUGGAAAUUGAACUUCUGGCAUGGAGCCCUGAUUUAGCAGUUUCUGCUGUUGAAGCUUCAGCUCAGAAACAGGGUUUGGAGCCUUGUUUUUCAUGUUCAUUGCCUUCAACUUGGGUUAAGUCAUGGCAGAGGUUUCAAGAAUUUAAUGCAAUGCCUUAUAUCUCGCCUUAUUCAAAUUCUAGGAGUUUAGAGAUGGGAUCAAAGGAAAUGGAGAAGAGAAUAGUGGGCGUUGUGCAUGAGUUGUUGUCAUUGACCCUGUGGAAGAAGUUAUCAAUUUUAAAGCUAGGCCAUUUUAAGAGAGAGUUUGCUUUACCUGAGAAAUUGAAUGUUUUGUUGCUCAAGCACCCAGGAAUAUUUUAUGUAUCAAACAAGUAUCAGAUUUACACUGUGCUCCUUAGAGAAGGCUAUAAUGGUCCAGAAUUGGUUCAUAAGGAUCCACUAGUCACUGUAAAGAAUAAAUUUGGAGAAUUGAUGCAGGAGGGUCUUCAUGAAUAUAAUCAGAGGCGCUAUUCAGUGAAUUUGGAGAAGAAGAAAAAGAAAGGCAUGAAUUUGGUAAAGGCAGUGAGAAGGAAAGAUGGGAGGGCUGAGAUGUCUGACCAAGAUGACAGUGGUGAUAAGUUAGGAGGUCUAUUUGAUCCUGAGGAGAGAAAACGAUUUUAUAAAGUUCUUUUUGAUGAAGAGGCUCCAUAAAAUUAAUCUGAGGUGAUUUUUAUUUCAUACUUUUUUUUUCCGGGUUCAAUGGAUGAAUAAAAACUACAACUAGCAAUGAACGAAGCCUAGGGAAGGCUUCUACUUCGGCAGCAUCUGCAGUUAACAAGUUAAUCACUCCUGGAUGUGGUAACUCAAAUAGUUGAAAUACUGAAUGUGUCAAUGAAUGUGAAAUAUCUUCCAGGCUUCCAGCUAUAACUAGGCUGAGAUAAGGGAGAUUCUCAGGUGCUACAAGCCUGAUCAUAUGAACUGAAGGUUCUGAAUCAGAUUCAGUUCAACCUUGUUCAAGCCCAUAUCCCGGGCUGCUUCAAGUGCAUGAUGGAUACCAGAAGUUUGCUUAUUUUCAUGUUCUUGCCUACAUCUAUUUGCUUUCAAUUCUAUGGUGGUUAUUUUUCCUCUUCCCAUUAGUUUGUUUUUUCUUUUGCGGUAAGGAUUCCAGGUUUUCAGUGUGGUGGUGAUCUUAUCCCUACUGCAGCCGUUCACCGAUGUUUUAUAUAUAUAUAUAUAUAUGUAUGUAUGUAUGUAUGUAUGUAUGUUCCCUUGCUCUUUGUUCUUAUUUAAUGUUUUUGUCCAUUUGUGUACUUCAAUGUUUCUAUCCAUAUAUAUGUAAUGGCUUAAUAUGACGUGUCAAAA
This is a messenger RNA of Theobroma umbraticum, 2435 nucleotides long. The record is from RefSeq and is a predicted model, not a curated record. Lineage: Eukaryota; Viridiplantae; Streptophyta; Magnoliopsida; Malvales; Malvaceae.